AUGAGAUACAGCAAGAAUCAGGGAACUCUGGACUCUGAGGUUAGAUGGCAGCAGAGGGGCAAUUUGACAAAUGACGUCAGACAUAGAAGUGUGUAUGAAGCAAAGGGUGUCAUCAAAUUCCACCAUGUGGAAAAAAUUGCACGCAUUGACAUUCAUCAUGACUCUCUGAACAAUUCUGGAGACCACAUAGAGGAUGAGAGCACAGUGGGGUGCCACACAUUCACUAAUACCACUGGAAAAGCAACAAUUGUACCGGUUCCUGAUGAAUCAGUACAUAUUGGACAGAGGCUGGGGCUGAGCAACUUGGAUGUGGCCAAAAUCAACAGGCUUUAUAAUUGCAGUCGCUGCAGCACUAUUAUUGAUGCAGCGUUUGGGUCACUGAAAUCUGCCAACUACCCAAGAAACUAUUCAGAUAACAUCAACUGUGUCUGGCUUAUCCGAACCCGAUCCAGAAAGAUUUCUCUGCACUUUCGUGCCUUUCAGCUGAGGACAACCAGAGGCUGUCAGGGUGAUUAUGUUAAAGUUUAUGAUGGAUCCAGCAAGUAUUCUGCAGUCUUAAUGGACAAAACCUGUGGAUCACGGAUACCCACUGACAUAGUUUCUUCUGGCAAUCUUAUGCUCAUAGAGUUUGUCACAGAUAGUGCUGAUACAGCUUCUGGUUUCCAAGCCACCUUUACUUCUGCGAGGAUCCAAAGAAGAUUUAACAUCCGCAACUGAUUUAAUGGAGAAGAAUCUAUUCUGUGAAUAUUGAAAUUAUGGAUUUCCAAUUCUGCUCCUAUCUUGGCUUGGAUCAGUAUGCAAUUUAAUUCUAUUAAGAAUCAAAUUCUUCAUCUUCUUGGGAAAGUUUUUUCCCCAAGACAUAUAAAUGUAUGAAUUCUAUACAUCCUAGUGUAUUAUCCCUUUUGUCUGCACAAUUAAUUUAUUACCUCUUUCUAUUUAACAAUUUAAUUAAAAGCUUCAUUUAAAAAAAAAAAAGCUGUUUCCAUUUCUAUUUUCUGAUUGUCCCUCAAACUGUGCACAAUAUCAAUGUUAUCUUAUUUAUCAGACACCUUCAUUCAGCCACACUGUUGCACACUUUUAAAUGCAUCACUGACUUCAUCAUGAGUUUAGGCAUUUGGCUGGAGAGAACAUUUCCAACUUUACAAACACACAUUCUGUUCUCCACAAUCUUCAGCAUUAAAGGUUUUAGUUACUGCCUUUUUUUCCCAGCCUGAUAUUCAAGCUUCCAAAAAUGACACCUCUCUUAAAUGAUCCUGUUAUAUCCUUAAAUUGCAAGAAACAUGGACAUGACAAAGUUGUUGCCAUAAAGGACUGGUACAUCCUCUUGUACAGUUCUGCUAGGCAGGGGCCAGCUAAAGGGAGCUUUUUAUUCAUAACCCAGUUUUUAGUCCACAGACACAUUUAAGCUCACAGGACGAGAGGUAGACAAGACAGUGCUGCCAGAGUUCAUGCACAA
Molecule: messenger RNA, 1456 nt
Organism: Meleagris gallopavo (turkey)
Lineage: Eukaryota; Metazoa; Chordata; Aves; Galliformes; Phasianidae
Source: RefSeq, a predicted model, not a curated record